GGGGGAAUUUUCUAUAAUCUUAGUAGAGGCAGUGUCACCGCGGGCCGGGCUAGGACAGGAGCAGCGCUGCGGCCACAUAUGAUCCUCCCUCUCGCUCUCCCUAGCCCGGUGCUCGGUAUUUACUCCGGUGGUGGCCGCGGAUCCUUACUCGGGAUUCAGCCAAGCGGAUACUCGGUGAGUGACGUGGCGGUGCCGGCCGGUUAGUGAGCGCUGUGAGGGAGCGGCCCACGGUGCGGACACCGGACACUCAGCACCCCGGGGGGGGAGAGCUGCGUUAUACAGCGAGAUGGAGACAUGCCCUCUAUGGCGGGAUACUGCGGGCACUGCGGGCAGGGAGACUCCCAUAUACCGAGACAUUAUAUUAUAUAGAUAUAGUGUGAUAUAUUAAUGGAUAUAGUGUGAUAUAUUAAUGGAUAUAGUGUGAUAUAUUAAUGGAUAUAGUGUGAUAUAUUAAUGGAUAUAGUGUGAUAGAUUUAUUUGUUAGUUUCUCCUACAGACACUAACACCGCAUUGAGCUUGGCUGCAGCCCUGGCUGUACAUAUGGCGGGGGGUUAUAUAGCCAGUCUGAUCAUAUAAUAAUAAUAAUAAUAAUAAUAUAAAUACUGUGUAUACCAAGCUGGCCAUAAUCAGUGCUGGGAUAGUAUGUAUCAUCACAUGAUGGAGAGCAGGUUACAUUAAACAUUCUGGUCCUGGAAUUGAAUGGGGGGGCCAGCAAAUAAUGGCCAAUACAGUCUGUGUCCUGAUGGUCCUAUGGCUGUUAAGCAUGUUUGUAGCCACCAAGGUUGCCAGGUCAGCCAUUUUACAUUGGAUAUAGAGGUACCCCACAUACUGUGAAUAAACAAAUGGAAGAGCCAACCCGCAAGAUGUAGAUUAUCUGAACAAGAAAGGAUUGAAUGAGGGUGUGGAUCUGUGAAUAAUUCAUUAUCUACUUCCAGUCAUGCGUAAUAUCUUUGUAUAAUUGUGUGACACUUAUUUCAGUGCUGGAUAGAAUGAUGCAGCAUUGGUUUGGGUUUUAUUAUUUUUUUUAUAUAGCUUCAGCAUAUAUUUGAGUGCUUUAUAAUUUCACAAUGGGGAUAUGUAACAGCAAGUCAUAAAAUAAUGUUCACCAAAGCAAGAGGUGAAGAGUGCCCUGCUCAAAUGAGCUAGAAUAUGAGUUAUCAAACAGGCACUAUAACCACUACAGCACACUGUAAUGUUUACGAUAGCAGGAGUAAGGAGUCAAACAGUUUGCUAUUAAUUAGGGUCUCCUAGGCCUUAUUCUUUUAUGACAAUGAGCAUUUCCAUUCCGCUUAAAAAGUAUAAUUUUUUAUUUUUUUAUUUUCUAAGCUUUGCCUUUUAUUCAUUUUCUGAUUAAAAAUCUGUUUUAGCUAUAGCACAGUAGAACAAAAGCAGUGUUUGACUCUUGUAAUUGUCAGCAUUCAAUAAGUGUUUGAUUACUUAAAGGGUUAGUCCUACCCUUGUGAAGUAAAAAAAAUUAAACUUUUUUUUUACUCUACAUGUACCAGGGUUCCAACUAGCUCCUGCCACAAAUCUGUGUGGGUGGUGGUUCAGACAGAAACGCAGCACAUGCAGACUCCUACCACAUUAAAUCACUGAAGUGGUUGGUCAUGGUGAUUCCAUACCUCAUACUAGAUAAGGGGUAGGCAACCUUUUAGCAGUACUGAGCCAAAAUAGUCCAUUGGAGUGCCAGUCCUUGUACACUGUGUGAGAACAGUUUGUGGUAUUCUAUGUGUUCUGUAUGGCUGUGGGUUGUAUGUCGUAUUGUGUGUGUAUGUGGACUUUCAGUGGUGGUAUAUGUAAAGGGGCUACCUGUCAACCUGUGUGGCUGUUUGUGGUAUGUGUGUUUUAUGUGGGACUGUCUCCCACAUUUUCCCAGACAAAGAUAUUCACAUGCAGGUGCUCAUUCCAGACACAUUCAUGGGAUACACGUGCACUAAUACAUAAAUGCUACACACAAUCACAAUGCUACUCAUACAUGCUGCUUGUACACACAUUAAAGGCAACCUUCGUCACUCCAGAUGUUGUGUUCUACAUUUCCCCAUAUGCUUUGCCGGCAUUAUGGUUAUGGGUGGUGUAAUCCACAACAUCUGGAGUGCUGAAGGUUGCCAUCCCUACACACACACAUUCAAAUAAUGAUAUUUUAGCCACCCUCCUUUUCACUUUUUAGCAGUAGGAGGGGGGCUUCCAUAGCGUCCAGCAGACACUGAGUUGGCCAGUCACACGGCUACUGCUGCUUUCCUACCUGGAUUCUUCUUUAUAGGCACCUAGACCACUUCAUCUUAUCCAACCCCCAUACUAGAUAGUCAGAAUAUGGGCAGGUUUCAGUUUGAAACUUCAACUCUGAAAGGGACUCUUCAGUGCCAGAAAAACAUAUUAGUUUUAAUGGCACUGCAGGGCCCUACAGUGCCCCUCUUCCUCCCACUCCCCAUCCCAAGUUGCUGAAUGUCCCUCGGCCCUGGGUCAGGCUCCGCCUACUCUCCUCCAGUCGGUGGAGUAGACCUAAGGUGCAUGCCCAACAAUGGCCGUGCACGCGCAUUAGACCUCCCCAUAGGAAAGCAUUAUUCAGUGCUUUCCAAUGGGGAUUUUCAGAGAUGCUGGAGGUCCUCACAUAGCGUGAGGACGUCCAGCAUUGCUUAAAACACUUUUCGUGCUCUAAGAACAGAGAAGUCCCUCUAGUGGCUGUCUGAUAGGACUUAACCCUGCAAGGUAAUUAUUGCAGUUUAUGAAAAUGGCAAUAAUUACACUUGCAGGGUUAAGGGUAGUGGGAGUUGGCACCCAGACCACUCCAAUGGGCAGAAGUGGUCUGGGUGCCUGGAGUGUCCCUUUAAUCCACUGCAUUGCAUGUUUUGAAAGUAACUGCAGCACUCAAGUGUUUAAUAAGUACCAGGAAAUCUAUGAUUCUCCCAGCAACCAAUGCCUGACCUCACUGCAGGAUUUCAGAUCUAACCACCUAGGCUGACAUGAAAGAUCAGAUGUAGCCCAACGCCUGCUGCCUAUCAUUGUUGACCAAGGUGUAAUGUUUAAAGCGGUACUUUAAUCCCCACUACCCCCUGAAAAACUAGUAUUUCAUUAAGGUAGAAUCUUUACAAAAUACUCAUAUUGACAGUGUUUUAAUUUCACUGAAAUGCCAACCCAGGCAAGAGAUAUACAGAUACAAAGUAGGGGCUACUUUAUUUCUGUGUAUUUCUUAUGGCUGACACGUCUAGACACUGGGCUAUAUUUCCUACACAUGGACACUUUUAGAUGUAAUUGAUGACUGCAGGGAAUUUUCUAUUUAUCUGUGGAGGAUCCCGUGGUCUCUAUACACCUCAAUGCUGUACUUUUGCGCAUGUGAGCAGUGACAUCGGUUUCUGGCACUGAAGAGGACUGGGAGAAAAUGGCUAAGCCUACGAGGGACAGGUUUAGGUAACUAGCACUCUCCUUCACCUGGCCACCGGGGACACAGCUCCGAUGUCACCAAAUUCUGCAAAGUCCCCAGAUGGUGACAGUGCUGCUUUAAUACAGAUGAAAUCAGAGAUAUGUCUCCAGAAAGAACAUCUUCAAAUGCACUUAUGUAGUGUUAAAUUGGAUUUACAGGCCUGCUAUUCUCAAGGAAGGCUGGCAGCUUUUUACCUGGGUGAAAAUACAGAGUUUUUUUGCACAUAAAACCCUUGGAUUUGUGUGGAUUAUCCUUCUCUGGCAUGCACAGAACAUAUUGGAGUUUGACAGAUGAAAGCUGCUGGAGUUAUGUGGCAUCAUGUACUUCUGCAACCCCUAUCACUAUGACUUCUGCAGCAUAAGGAAGCAUACACAGAAUUUUUAUUUUUUUCCCCUCCCCUAACUACAUUUACAUCUCACACUUUAGCCACAUCUGAGAAAAGUAGUUAGGCCAGUUUAAGGCUGGAGUCCCAUAAGUUUAUGGCCAAUGUUCUGAAAACCAACCAUGAAGGGCAGGGUUCGCAAUAUCAAAAAAAUAAAUAAAUCUUACUCUCUGAAACUGGUCAACAAACAGUCUUUUCUGUCCUUCCUCAGAGAAGAUCUACAUGGUUAUUCACUAAAGUGUGGAUUUCAAAUUUGACACCAAAAAAGUUGGCUAUUGUGGCCUAAAUUUGAAAUUCACAACAAUUUAUACGUUAGUGAGUAAUCCUGUCUAGCUAUCAAAAUUAGCAUUUGACCUGAAAAGAACAGUUUUUUUCCAUCUGGUUAUGUAAUCUGCCAAAUAAACUGUAAGGCUUAAAAACAAACAGGGUACACAGCUGUAUUCUGGGCAUGUAGCUGAACACAGUUUGUGUUUUUUUUUUUUUUGUUUAAACUUAUGAUGUCUAUACUUUUGUGAAGCGAUUUUUGUAGUUAAUGAGAUUUUGUUCUCAAUGGUAGACCCAAGAAAGAAUACAUAAGAAUUGGCAAGUAAAAUGUAUACCGCACAGACUCUAUAAAAUGCAAUAUGUAGUAGAGGAUUGAAAUUGAUCAGAACAUGCAAAUUAAAAAAAAAUAUAUAUAAACUUAAUACAUAUUUCUUUAUAUAAGGAGUAAAGUGCAAACACUGAAUGAUGUUGUUGGCUAACUGGGCAAAAUCAGUGUAAAAUGGUACCCAAGGAGGACUUCCUGACAAAUAGAUACUUGCAUAUGUUGCAUUGGUGUUGUGAAUCAGUUUUGGCUUUGGCUAUUCCUAAACGUAUGACUCUGCAUAUCAAAUGAACACUCUUUGUAAUGUUUGUUCUAUUACUUCUAAACAGUGAUUGCAAUUAUAAAUGUCCAGCCAUAGACAGUUUAAAAAGUGUUUUGUUAGUGAGUAUUUCUUUGUACAAUUAUUGCUUUAGUUAUUUUCCAGUAUUGUGGAAUUGGCAGAUUUUCUUCUCCAUACUUAAUAUAAAUACUUUAUUCUUUAUCAUUUGGCAGGUUGUGCAAAGUAUGAUGUCUGCAGCUCCCACUGGAGAUGAUGUAGGACUGGAGUCCUCUCUGGAAGCAAGCAUCACUAGUACGUGCUCAUUUGGGGCCAGCCGUGCCAGAAUCUUCAAAAUAAUUGUAAUUGGGGAUUCAAAUGUUGGAAAAACAUGUUUGACAUACAGAUUCUGUACCAGCUGCUUCCCAGAUCGGACAGAAGCCACAAUAGGAGUGGACUUCAGAGAGAGAAGCGUGGAGAUUGAUGGAGAAAGGAUCAAGGUAAAUCAGUAAAAGGGUAACUGGUUUGUGAAAAGUAAAUGGUUUUUUCAAAGUUAUCUAAGGGAAAUGAUAGAACUAAAUAAAUGUCUUGUGUAAUUGAUUUAAAUGAACUAUACGGUCACCAUAACAACUUAAUCAAAUGAAGUAAGUUGUUAUGGUGUCCAGAGGUCCCUGGGGCUUUCUUACCUCAAGGGCUUAAACUGUUUCAGGAAGUGUGGGGUGUCACCGGGCAUAUAUAUAUAUAUAUAUAUAUAAUAAAAAUAAAUAUAUAUAUAUAUAUAUAUAUAUAUAUAUAUAUAUAUAUAUAUAUAUAUAUAUAUAUAUAUAUAUAUAUAUAUUUAUUUAUUUUCUCUCUUUUUAAUGGGGAGCAACUGAAUGGCUUAAAGCAAAUCCUAGGUUGCCAUGGCGACUAGGAAUUUUGUGCGGGCACCUGGGUGUUUGUCAGUCCUGGCCACCUUAGGGCCCACGAGGUGGGUGGCUGUUGGCAAUGGAAGAAGCUGUAAUCCUCUUCCUCUGCACCCUGUUGGAUGUCAUGAGCCUGGAUAUGAUGUUACUCCGCUGACCGUAGGUGCUGCAAUGAGAUAGACUACCACUAGAGGUGCUUACUAAGUGACUUCCACUACAGGAGUUAAUAGGCACCAAUGUAAACACUGCUUUUUCUUGAAAAGCCUGCAGGGGAAGGCUAAACACACCAGAAUUACUAGUAGUGGUUCUGGUAACUAUAGUGUCCCUUUUAAAAAUUAAAAAAGAAUUUUUUUUGUAGUUGACAAAACCUUUUCUUUGUUUUGAAACAAAAACCUGCUCCUAGCUUCAAUGCAAAUUUGUCAAGUCCUGGCUUAGUAUCAUCUUACUAUUGUAGUCAGUGGCGCCCCUGACCAACAGCACUACUUGUUUCCUAAAAUGCAUUUGAAGAAGCCAAAUGGGGAAAUGGAGAUCUGAUGCUGCAGAGCAAGCUUUGGGGUUUAUCACCGUUUCAGGUAGAAAAAGCGCCAGGGACCUCUGGGCACCAUAACUUCAUUUCUAUGAAGUUGUUGUGGUGAAUAUACAGUAAAAUAAAAUUCAGGGUAGUAGGCUUGUUUUAGGAUAUUAACAUGCAUCAGUAUCAUCUGAUUCCGGUUUGUCUGUGAUUACAUUUGUGCGUUUUAUAUUUUGCAGAUUCAACUGUGGGACACUGCAGGACAGGAGCGCUUCCGUAAAAGUAUGGUCCAACACUACUACCGUAAUGUGCAUGCUGUUGUCUUUGUGUAUGACAUCACCAACAUGGCUAGUUUUCAGAGCCUCCCAUCCUGGAUAGAAGAAUGCAAACAGCAUUUGCUUUCAAAUGAUGUGCCCCGUAUCUUGGUUGGCAACAAAUGUGACCUUAGGGACUCCAUCCAGGUUCCCACAGACUUGGCUCAGAAAUUUGCUGACUCUCACAGUAUGCCCAUGUUUGAAACCUCAGCAAAAAACACAACGGACCACGUUGAAGCUAUUUUCAUGACACUGGCUCAUAAGCUGAAAAGCCACAAACCACUUAUUUUAAGCCAACCUCCAGAGAAUACAGUGCAGUUGAAUUCUGGUGCAAAGACCACUUUUCCUUGUUGGUGCUAGAUUAUUUUUUUUUCUCACUAUUAACCAAUCUCAUUGACUGUUAGGUAAAGUCUUUAGUAUCAUGAUUCAUUAUGGGAUGUUGAAAAGGAAUAAUAGGAUUCUCCUGCAAUCAGUGAAUUUUUAAUUUCUCUAUUUUUUUCCUCCUUCCUCCCACUCUCUUUUGGACCAUUUCACUGUCCCGGUAUUUGGAGACCAAAUAUGUGUUCUGGGAUCUGUGUGCCCUGCCAUGCACGUUGGAGAACACUGUUUUUUGAGAUCUGCAUGCUACUAGAGUUGACAAGUGCAAUUUUAUUAAUAAGCACAGAGGUUUUAUUACUAAUGGCUUACUUGAAUGGUAUAUAAUAAUCUUUUGACUUGGAAUACCGUAUUUUUCAUAAAGGGAGUUUACCUUUCCCUGCUUUUAUGUGUGUAUUACUAGACUUUCUAAUAAGUGUUUCCAUUUCUGACACUAUUUACUGGCCUCCGUUCUUUAAUGUUUGUUGGAGUAACAAAGACUGCCUUUUAAGUAUAAAUGCCUCUAUCCUGGUACAAGCAACAUCUUCACCUUCCUAAUGUGAACAAUUGUUUUUGGUCUUGAAUCCAAAUUGUAUCACAAUCCUAAAUAACAAGAAUUACAGUUGCAUGAGGAAAAUCCUUGAUUUUAGGUCAACCUGGAAACAAUGCAUAAUGAAGAUAUGACUGGAUACAGCACACAAAACAAAUGUAUUAAAUGCCCACAACCUGACCAUUUUAAAGCCAUAGUUACUAGUGUUCUUAUAUUAAGAUUACAUAGUCUGUAUUUUAACCAUCUUUGUGAAUAACCAUUCCAGAUGUGUAAUCACAUAGCAAGGUUGAGUCUUUCUCCGUAUUGUUGCUAUUGUUUUGGUUAUGUUUUUUGUUUUCUUUUGGGAGGGAGAAAGGUACACAUCUUCUAACUUUUUUUUACCCAACAAAACCCAACAUUUAUUUUAACAGAUUAAUUUUCUAAUUUGUUCAGUAUAAAUGAAGAUCAGAACAUACCUCCCCAACACAUGAAACUUUUUUUUUUAAUAAAGUAAAAUUGCACUAAAUGUUUGAAGGUUAGUGGGUGAAUAAUUUGUAUGGCAUAGAAUAUACCUUGUACGUAGCCUUCAUAGAAUGAUUAAUACCACACACUCACUUUAGCUUUCUGAAGUGUUUUACGGGCUAGAAAAGUGUAACCUGUUUUGAGAAAUUAGCACUUUUUAUAAUGAAACUAUGCUGUCCCUCCCAUCUGUAAACAGGACAACAUGAGGGUGCUGUUCUUUGCUUUGAGCACUCACUCAAAGUGGAAGGCAUUGCUACUCCAUGAAAAACAUUCAUUUGCUGUUCAUGUGUACUAGGACCCCAGUGCUGUGAGGAUCUCCUAGAGGCUGUGAGGAGAAUGUGGCAUGCUACUGGGUUAGAGAUAACCGUAACAGCUUUAUUUUUUUUACAUGUGUUUAUUACUGAUGCCGGUUUGUUCUUUUAAGAAGUUUAAGGCUUGGAACUGGUUCAUCAUACAUGUGGUUUCAUGGCUGUAAACUGCCUAAAGAAAUACCAUCCACUGAAAACCAUUAACAAGGUAUAUUUUAUAUGACAAACAAAAACCCCACAUGCUAUACUUUAUUUAUUUUGUUUCUUUAAAAAUUAAAAAAAAAAAAAAAAAAAUAGUAUUUCUUAAAGGUCUCUUGAUCAUCCAACUUGCAAAUCUCUACUCUGAUACCCAUGCCUUUUUAUAAACUAAUCCUUUUUUUAUUUUCUUAACUUAAGUGGCACUGUCAACACCCCCUCUUCCAAAUGAGUGAGUAUUUAAUAAACAUAAAAUCUUUUUGAAAUACUCACAUUGACUGUUGGAAUUUCUCUGUAAUUCCAAUGCAAUCAAGAGAUAUAUUACGACAAAUUAGGGACUUGUUUUUGGUAUUUAUUUUUUUUACCCACUUUGCUAAAGGUGGAGUUAGCUUUAUCAAGUUUGCUGAUUCUGCAAAGUCAUCAGAGACUCUUUAAGAACCUGGUUUUACGGUUACAGUGCCACAAAAUUCAACCUGUCAGUGGUUAGGAUAAUCCAGCUUUACAUGUGCAGAUCUACAUGUGAAGAUCUGCAAAAAAAUACAUUUGCUAAAAGAAAAAUAGUGCAAUUAUGUCAAGAGGAGGUCUUGAAAUUUUGAGCCCUGGUGGAACAAUAUUCUAAAAUAUUUUCUUAAAUGAUUGCAUUAACUUUACAAAUUGAACCCAGCUUUUUUCAAUAUACAAUCCCAUGUGUUUGCAAAACUGACUAACAAACGGAUAUUGUGACCUGUGGUUUCUAGAAGUACCUACAUGCACUAUUUGCUGUCUCAUAAUGUACAUUGCAGUAGGCUAAUCUGAAGCUAAAUAAAUCCUGCAACUCUGCCAUCAACCUGUAAACUAGCUGUUUUAACCUACAGAUAUCUUCUGAUGUACCUACCUGCUAGUAGUAUGUUCUGCACAGUAUGUAUAUUUUUGCAUAUGAUUUGUGUACCUUAAACCAAAGCUAUAAGUCAAGCUUUAGUCAGUGUCACUCAUGUACAAAUUUUCUAAAUGUUCUUGGUGGUAUUCAGUAUACACAUCCCCACCUAGUUGUUAUUGUUAUAGUAUCUUAUUCUCAAAAAAAAAAAGGGAAAUAUGCCUUGUUUAAAUGAACAGUUAUACAUGCUUUCUGUAGUAGCAAGCACUUUUGUUAGCCUGCAGAAUUAAAAAAAAAAAAAAAAAAUCAAACUUUAAUUCUCCCACAACCAUUUUCUUAAGAUAUUAUUGUAUUCGGAUGAAUGUGAGGGUCUCAAAUGUUGGCUAGGGCUGGAUUGCCAAUGAUGCUGUGUGACCUUUAUAUUUUCAACAUAUAUGAUGCACAUCCCCAAUGCACUGCAUUUUGGGCCUUGGAAACAAUAUAUAUAUGUAUAUAUGUUUUAUUUAUAUUUUUCCUCUUCUUUAUUUUCAAACAUCGAAGCAGAGAAAUUGAUCUGCACCACACCACCUGAACUGUUGUUUCUAUACCCCAUAUAAUCUUCGUACAGCAACAGAUUUGUGUAUCUGAUGAUUUGAAGUGCAGCUGAUCAAAUUAUAUUGUCCAGUAAAUAUAAUGGUGAAAUGGGUUUGCCAUGCAAGGCUUUCAGUUGGUUCUCAUAAAACAUAGCCUACUUCUGUGUACUUGCAAAAUAAUUAAUUGUCACACUUCAAUAAAGAAAAUGUCUGUUAGAAUAGAUAUCUUGUUUUAUUGGCAUCUCGUACUGUAAAAUGUUUAACAAGGUUAUUUCUGACCUGACUAAAAGUCUGUUGUAAAGUAACUUGAAUUUCUCAAAAAAGUGUUAAUAAAGACUAAAUAUAGUGACUUAUUUUUAAAAAAAAAAAAAGGACUGAAAUAUGCUUACAUUUACAUAAAGUACCGCUUUUAACCCCUUAAGGACCAAACUUCUGGAAUAAAAGGGAAUCAUGACAUGUCACACAUGUCAUGUGUCCUUAAGGGGUUAAAAAUACAAAACGUAUAUUCACAAACCGUUGAGUUUAUAGUGCUAUUUCUAUAAAACCCAAAAAAACGCUUAUCUUAUAGGGUGAUAGUGGUAUUUCUAUAUGUGUACUUUUUUCCCCCACUUCAAAAUACCAAUAGUAUACAAUAGUGUAAAAACAUCUAUAAAAAUGGAACACACAAUAUACAGAGCUAAUCCAUCUAGCUCUGGUAUAGGUGACUGCUCCUUUGCAACAAGAUGAAGAGAAUUAAGUGUUCUUAUGUAGACAGCUCGGGAGAAAUAAAGUGCAUAUAGUGUAGUACCACCUAACCUGAAGAUCUAGUUGAAACAAAUAAGUUGUCCUCACAGGUAUGCAGCCUUGUAAAGUGGCUCAAACUGAAAGCCUUGUAUGGUAAGUGACCAUACACCCUUUUUAUAGCAUGCAGGAAGACUGGAUGUGUUAACUUUUAAAAGUAUAUACUUAAUUACAGAUAAAAAGAAGUUGAAUUCUAAAAAUAAAAUUUUACUGCUUCAAGUCCAGUUGUUCUACAGAAACGCGUUUCGCCAAAAAUUCUGCUUCAUCAGUCCGGUAGCAGUCCCACUGUGUUGCAUUUUAUGUAAAAAUAAGUGCUACACUACUGUGUUUUUUGUUUUGUUUUUUUAAAUAUCCAGAAUGACCUAUAUUAACUGCCCAAAAUAAAGCUACCCUUCAAAGAAUUAAAACAAUGUAGUGGAUCCAAAAUAUGUGCUUUCAUUUUGACAAUAAGCUUUAUUCUGUUUGCUAAGUGGAAUAUACAGAAUUCUGAGAAAAGGGAAUUGUGUAUUUUUAGCACAGUUUAAGUACAGCACUUUGCAUUUACAGAUGUGUGUGGUUAUGAAUUUUAUGUUUUUAUUUUAAUACAAAUUCAAGUAGAGGGCAUAUUCAAAUAAAUGUUAUAUAUUCCAUUUUGAAAAGGGAGUUUUCUUUUAUGAAAUAAACUCAUUCCCCCGUUGAUACAAUUCGUG
Molecule: messenger RNA, 11174 nt
Organism: Pelobates cultripes (western spadefoot toad)
Lineage: Eukaryota; Metazoa; Chordata; Amphibia; Anura; Pelobatidae
Source: the annotation of a GenBank genome assembly